Messenger RNA from Nomia melanderi (Alkali bee), 1077 nucleotides. Its product is annotated as trafficking protein particle complex subunit 31. NCBI's taxonomy places the organism in Eukaryota, Metazoa, Arthropoda, Insecta, Hymenoptera, Halictidae. The record is from RefSeq and is a predicted model, not a curated record. Gene Ontology annotation, biological process: endoplasmic reticulum to Golgi vesicle-mediated transport. Gene Ontology annotation, cellular component: TRAPPI protein complex; TRAPPII protein complex; TRAPPIII protein complex.
GAUAUACCGGUCGUUCUAUCGAGAGGUUAUGUAUAUAAAUUUGUUGUCCGUUGUGCCGUUACUUUAAACAAUGCGUGAUGGCGGCGCUAUUCUUCCGGUCCGAUGCAAGCGCAACUACCGCAAAGGUACUGUGCGAUCAGAUCGUUUACGCAACCCGAAGAAAGUUGUACGGAACAGAUGUCCGAUUGAAUAAUGCCCGUUAAUUCUGAGCAUUGUUCUAACAUGAAAUUGACUUCUGCGAAAGCAACGCGAUCUAUGGCGAAGAAUGAUAAAUUACGUGCGAUGCGAUACAGUGAUUAUAUAAACGUUGAGAAUUUAACGGAGAGGAAGGUUCAGAAGAGAAAGUACCUUAUAGAAUUAUAAAAUUUAUAAGAAUUAGCGUGUAAAAAUGACAACUAUUACAAUAUCGGCAGUUCGAACGCGAACAAGUAUACUCGAUAAGUCAUUGAGUAAAGGAAAAGGAGAGGUUAGCCUGAGUUGUUUUGCACUUUUGUUUUCGGAACUCGUACAGUACUGUCAAAAUAGAGUUUACACCGUACCAGAAUUACAAAACAAAUUAGCGGAAAUUGGCGCAGAAGUUGGACACAGAAUUACAGAUCUUUUAGUUAUUCGGGAGAAAGGAGGAAAACGUGAGAUAAAAUUGUUGAAUAUUCUGUUAUUUAUUAAAAGCACAGUCUGGAAAUCGUUAUUUGGUCGUGAAGCUGACAAAUUAGAACAUGCGAAUGACGAUGAGCGGACUUACUAUAUUAUAGAGAAAGAAGCAUUAGUAAAUAAAUUCAUAUCGGUACCAAAAGAUAAAGGAAGUUUAAACUGUGCUUCUUUUAUUGCUGGAAUUGUUGAAGCCAUUCUUUGCGACUGUGGUUUUCCAGCAAAGGUGACUGCACAUUGGCAUAAGGGAACUACAUACAUGGUUAAGUUCGAUGAUGCAGUAGUUGCUCGUGAUAAGCAAUUAGAAGAUCGAUGAAUAUAAGUAAAAGUGUAAGAAAAGUUGUAUAAGUAAUAUUUGAAAGAAAUUCAUUAUUAUAAUUCUACAUUAACAAAUACACUAAUAAAUAAUGAAUUUAAGAUUAAGCAUUU